This is a messenger RNA of Archocentrus centrarchus (flier cichlid), 2345 nucleotides long. Its product is annotated as coiled-coil domain-containing protein 13-like. Gene Ontology annotation, cellular component: centriolar satellite. The record is from RefSeq and is a predicted model, not a curated record. Bases 102 to 1013 code for a protein of 303 amino acids. Lineage: Eukaryota; Metazoa; Chordata; Actinopteri; Cichliformes; Cichlidae. Gene Ontology annotation, biological process: cytoplasmic microtubule organization; non-motile cilium assembly. The transcript is spliced from 8 exons.
ACAGUCCAGUGGUCAAAUCUCUGCAGGAAAAAUUAGCAGCUGCCCAACUGAAAGUGACUGAGUACCGCAACCAGGUUCAGUCUGCCAAGCAAGAGCUGAAAAUGGCUCAGAAGGUUCUGAUUAGUGAGACUGGAGAGGAGGUCAACCUUCAGCAAUUAUUAAGCUGCCCUGGGAGCUUUAGAGGUCGAGCACAGCAGAUACUGGCUCUUCAGACAAGGGUACGGGAGCUCGAGCAGCAGCUGAACAAGUCAACUCAACAAAGGCAGUCAAGUGUUGUGAGUGGAGAAGAAGAGUUUCUGGGCAUGAGUGUCCUUCAGAAGACUCAAGAGAGAAAUCUUAACUACAUUCGCACCAUAGAGAAAGAGAAGAGGGAGGCAUUUGAGAGGCUCUCGGUGGACUAUGAGGCGCUCGUGAAAGAAUACAAAGAUGUGAAGAAAAAGAUGGAAGCCUCCAAAGCCAGGAGCAAAACUCUGUCUGCUGAAAUCAAAACUCUGAAGUUUCGGAUAUCUACCCUAGAGGAGAAGGGGAAACGUGAUGAUGAACUUGUGGAUGCUUUGUUGAAGCAGCAGAUCCAGAUGCAGACGUUGCUGAAACAACUUAGCCAAAAACAAAAUGUACAGAGCAAGGAGAUCCAGCAGAGUGCAGGACAACAGCUGAGCAACAAUCCUUCAGGGCACAGUCCUGUCAUCCAGAGAUUUAAGGAGAUACUUGCUGAGAAAGAUGCCAUCAUCAAAGAACUACAGACAACCCAUCAAUUCUCUGAGAAGAACGAUGACAUGCAUAGGCAGCCCAGCAUCCGGAUAACAAACUGUACUUCUGAUGUUUCUCCAGAAGAGGGAGGCAUUACCAAAAGAAUUCCAUCUUCAGGUUCAGUUUCUAAAUUUGGUCAUAAACUGGUGCUGCCAGCUGUGGGGAGCAACAUAGAAUUCAGAGCGAAAAUGUUGAGCCAGACAUGUUUGGAGGCAGAAGUACCAAGAGGAGCACCACAGGCCAGUGAUCCUGGAGCUGUUUGAGAGGACAAAAUUAGAUCAAAAGUAACCACUGUGCAUACAGCAUGGGUAGGACUGAUAUGCCAAGGCUCAGUGACAGCAUGAUGUGACAAUAUCAAGAUUUCUUUUUUUCAAUUUCUCCUUUAUCUUUCUUGCUCGUGGCUAUCACAACUCUGUCGACAGGAGCAAUGUCCCUCAGCACCAAGGAGUCUGAGCACCGGGAACUGUCCGCAGACAAACCUGAACGAACUGUCCAACAAUCCAGCUAGCAUUUGUAAACAUUGCAUUUCUGACUUUUGACAACACUGCCUUAAACUGGUUCUGGUUCAAGAGUUUUACUAUAAAAUUUAACCAGAUGACAGAAAUAAUGAUGUGCGGUAGCAGACACACUGCAGACAGCAGUGCUCAUUCUGCCCAUAACAUUGGGAGCUGCACGGAGAUGUUCAUGUUGUUCUUGUAUGUUGUCUCUUGGCUGGUCAUUCAGCUGGAGGAAACGCGGGCGCUGAGGGCAUCCCUAAAGAGCACUCUCCACCAUGACCUACAGCUUUCAGUGACGUGAUGAGACAAGUCAGGCAUGUUUUCCUGCAGGCUCUGUGACAGCACAGACAAGACACUAACCAGGGGAACUGGCUGGUCCCUGCUCAGCCUCACUUCCAGCUGAGACCUACCUUCUUCUGUCACAUGUGACAAACAGCAGCCUGCAGGGGAAAAAAAAGCUCUCCUCUUGAGCCACAAACAUUAUAUGACUUUCUUUCCAUUUGAGCCCCUCGAAGACAGUUUGUGACGUGCGGUCAAGUGACCUCGAUUUAACGACUUAAGUACCUUGAGUAGAACAGCCUUCAACUUAACCCUGAUGGCAUCAGACAAGUGUUCCGACUGAUUGCAGGAACGGUUGACGCUGAUAAGACGUCUCCCUGUGGUUUCACAUCUCGUCUGCUCGCUGUUUUAUAAAUGUCACUGUCACAUUUUAUUAACUAUAUGUUUGUCUUUCCUCGGCUGCUAACCUUAAAUGCAUUACAGGUAUUGAGACUAAUACUGUCUGUUUUCAAAGUAAAUAUUUUCUGUAAACCAAAGAAACAUCCAAAUUAAUCAGUGAAAAGGAACCGAAUCCUCACCAAAUAUUUUCAAUACAUUGUUUACCUUCAUGGCAAUGACUUUCGUUGAUUUUUUUUAAAAGGUUUUUUUUGGCUCCAUUUAGUUGUGAAUAAAUGUGCGACAGGCCAGGCUAAAUAGUAAUCACCGCAGUUAAGUUCCCAAAAGUUUCAAUAGUCCUAUUAAAUAUUAACACUAAUCAUUUCUGACUUGAAACCAGCUUUGUGGGAAUAGCGGUUGAAAAUGAUUGCGAACCCAAGCUGC